GGUACAUGGAGUGACCUGGAGGUGUUUAUUGACCAACAAAUUUCUAUUCAUUUUCUAGUUAAUAUAGUACAAUUGUUUUCAAGCUGGGAAAACUCAGUAACGUUAGGAACAGAUUUUUUCGAAUUUUCUCCUUUACAAAACUUUGAAUAACGGCUCUCCUUAUAAAACACCUACAACAUUGAUAUAUUACAUCAGGUAUCAAGAAGGCUAGUCGUGAAAUAUUCUGUGUGAUCAAGGGUAACAGUAGUCAUUGGUGAAAUCAAGGUUUAAAUGGAAUGCUGUGGAUGAAUUGGACAUCAAAUACAUUUUCAGCUGCUUUGCAUUGGAAUGCAAACAGCAACAGGCCUUUGUAAAGUCAUCCAUCAGUGACAAUUCAUGUCGAACUGCACACCCGAGCAGCUCCAUGCUGCCUUGCUGGUCAGAAUACUGCACACGGACAGAUGGCCUUAUAAAGUCGAGCUCGUCCGAAUACACUUAAAUGCAGCAUAAUGCCUUCAAAAGUGUCCUGUCUUUACAUCCUGACAGUGGUGUGCUGGGCAAGCGCUCUGUGGUAUUUGAGUUUAUCUAGGCCCACGUCCACCUACGUGGGCCAUAUGUCUAUGCCUAUACGCAAGACUGUGAAACCUGCCAAAAACAUGACCUUCAGCAACAUACGCACGCGGCCGCUUAACGCGCACGCGUACGACUUUGUCAUCAACGAGCCCCAAAAGUGCCAAGACAGCGCUCCCUUCCUGGUCAUCCUCAUUAGCACUACACACAAGGAGUUUGAUGCCCGCCAGGCCAUCCGCGAAACUUGGGGCGACGAGAGCGCCUACAGCGACCUGCGCGUCCUCACUAUCUUCCUCCUGGGCAGGAACACAGACACCGUUCUCAACCAGAUGGUGGAGCAGGAGAGCCAGAUCUUCCACGACAUCGUGGUAGAGGACUUCAUCGAUUCUUACCACAACCUCACCCUCAAGACUAUGAUGGGAAUGCGCUGGGUGGCGACCUUCUGCCCCAAAGCGCAGUACGUCAUGAAGACUGACAGUGAUGUGUUUGUCAACAUGGACAAUUUGCUGUACAAGCUCCUCAAACCCUCCACCAAGCCAAGAAAGAGGUACUUCACCGGCUACGUGAUCCACGGGGGUCCGAUAAGGGACAUGCGUAGUAAAUGGUACAUGUCCAGAGACUUGUACCCUGAGAGCAAAUACCCGCCGUUCUGCUCGGGUACCGGCUACGUGUUUUCAUCUGAUGUGGCCGAGCUCAUCUUCAAGACUUCGCUUCACACCAGACUGUUGCACCUGGAGGACGUGUAUGUAGGUUUGUGUUUGCGCAAGCUGGGUAUACACCCUUUUCAGAACACUGCCUUUAAUCACUGGAAGAUGGCCUACAGCCUGUGUAGAUACAGGCGGAUCAUCACAGUCCACAUGAUCUCCCCUGAGGAGAUGCACCGUGUUUGGAAUGACAUGUCCAGCAAGAAGCACCUGACAUGUUGAAGAGGAAUGUUGUUCCACGCGCUCGUUGGCCUUCUGUUUCUUUUUGAACGUAAUCGGCGACAGACUGAAUGAUGGAACUACAAAAAACUAUGAGGGCUGCUGCAAAUCUGAUUCCCAUCCAUGUGCUUAGAGCCACUAGAGAUGGGUAUUUAAUUUCUUUCAUCAACUAUGGAGGAAAUUAUCUCCAAUGCUUCUAAUGUCACAUCAACAUAGUAUGGCAUAUGUGGCAGCAAAGCAAAAUGAAAUAUGUAAAUUGCAAAUAUGUGGAACACUGCAAUAAAAUACUUAACUAAACUGCAAAAAUAAAUAAAUAAAUCAAAUAGAAGAAACAUACCUGUCCCAAACAGCCAUGUUUCCACCAAGAGGCACAGAUUCGUUUGCUGUGCUGAUGGGUAAAGACCCAAGCAUACUGUGAAAUUGUUAAUUUCUUCAAAGCAAAGAAGUGCACUUGGCCUGAAUCCUAUUUACUAUGCAUUUCACUUUCUGAAAACAAUCUGAAGGGAAAAUGCCCCAAAAACAAGCUAAAAGACAGAUGUGGUUGUGUUCCAGACUUCAAGCUAUAAUUGCUAAUGAUUUUCAAAAGGGAUGUCCCGAUCACGUAUUUGUGCACCCGAGUCCGAUUCACCUGAUUCUGAUCUCCCAGUACCGAUCCGAUGCUGAAAAAAAAGUUUGUAUUUCUUUUAGGGGUGUCAAACGGUUAAAAUUUUUAAUCGAGUUAAUUACAGCUCAAAAAUUAAUUAAUCGUAAUUAAUCGCAAUUAAUUGCAGUUCAAACCAUCUAUAAAAUAUGCCAUAUUUUUCUGUAAAUUAUUGUUGGAAUGGAAAGAUAAGACACAAGAUGGAUAUAUACAUUCAACAUACGGUACAUAAGUACUGUAUUUCUUUAUUAUAACAAUAAAUCAACAAGAUGGCAUUACCAUCAUUAACAUUCUGUUAAAGCGAUCCAUGGAUAGAAAGACUUGUAGUUCUUAAAAGACAAGUUAUAGAAAUUUUAUAUCAAAACCCCUCUUCAUGUUUUCGUUUUAAUAAAAUUUGUAAAAUUUUCAAUCAAAAAAUAAACUAGUAGCCCGCCAUUGUUGAUGUCAAUAAUUACUUGCACAAUGCUCAUGGGUGCUGAAGCCUAUAAAAUCAGUCGCACCCAAGCACCAGCAGAGGGCGGCAAAACUCCGAAAAACACAACAUGUACACCUUCCACUGUGCUCUUAUUUUAAUCUGUUUGAGCGGGGCAUUUGUGCGUUAAUUGCGUCAAAUAUUUUAACGGGAUUAAUUAAAAAAAUUAAUUACCACUUGUUAACGCGAUAAUUUUGAAGGCCCUAAUUUUUUUGUUAUUUCAACAAAAGUUCCAAACAUGUAACAGUACUAGGGGUCGCAUUAACCGAAUAUUUUCCGUCGUAGACCGGUUUUUUAAAAUGGUGACGGAAAAAACUGAAGUCCGUCCGUCUUUUUGACAGGUUGCAAUUCACACCCCAGACCACAGGGUGGCGAGUGAGCAUAUUAAUUAGCUAUUGUCUCUCUUAAUGCAUGACGUCGUUGGCUAUUCUGUCAGAAUAUUGUAGCGUCACCGGGGUCUGGCGGCGGCACCGUGAUUGACACAUCAACGCGAGGUUCUUAUUGGUGCACCCGGUGUGCCAGCGCGUCAUCCAAUUGGUGGACUAGAUUGCCGCCUGUGUAUAGACCCCAAUCACAUGACGUCACAACUCCGCCUCCCUGACUGGAGCCGCCAUAUUGUGUGUCAGCUCGUCGUGUUUACACAUUACCGCUACGUACAUGCCUCCUAUCACGACGUGUUUUUCUGCUCGUUAACAUUAAUAAUCAAAACGGUGAAGGCGUGUGUGGCGGUUGGUUGCAGUAACAGAGAAGAUAGUCGGAGAGACUUGAAGUUCUACCAUAUUCUGAGAGACCCGAAGUGGAGAGCGAGAUGAACUGCUGUAAUUCGACAAGAAAUCUGGGCACCAAACGAUCACCACAGACUAUGUAGUAGUCAUUUUUUAUCUGGUAAGAUGCAUUUAAUAUAUAUUUAGAAGAUUUUGGGCUGACAACCACAAUUAAGAUCAUUGUGUGACGUUGGUGAUUGGGGUCUAUAUAGUUGCCUCUUUUUCUUUGGGGGCGGAGUUGUUGUUUUGUUGGUGUUGUUGGCAGUAAGCAGAGUAAAAAGAGGGAGAAAAGUACCUCGACUUCCGUGUAAAAUUUUUCGCUGACCUAUUUUCAAAAUAUGAAGUUUCUCACAAUUGACAUAAAAAAACAGCAAAUGUGUUGUGUAUAAAUGUGCUAUAAGUACUGCAUUUGUCAUUGUUUGGUUUCUCUUUUAACAUUGUAGUAAUUAUUUUUUCCUUAUUGAUUUCCUUAUACCGUGAUCCCUCGCUAAUUUGCGGCUCAACUGUCACACCCUCAGUGCUCGCGGAUUUUUUUAAUGUCUUUAUAAGUAUCCAUGUUAAAAGUAAUAAUAAGUUCUAAAAGCAUAUUUAUGUACACUUUGUUUACAGCUACGUACAGUGAGAAGCAGAAGUAUUUGAACCUGUUCUGGUUUUGCAAGUUCAACCACUUAGAAAAUGGGUAGAGGUCUGAAAUUUCAAUCAUAGAUGCAUUUCCACUCAUAGAGACAUGAUCUUAAAAAAAAUCAAGAACUCACAUUGUAUGAUUUUUCAAUAAUUUAUUUAUAAUUUACUGGGGUUCAUAAGUAGUUGGUCCCUGAAAAAAUUCAGUGCAAUAUUUAGUGCAGAAGCCUUUGCAAUUACAGAGGUCAGAUGCUUUCUGUAGUCCUUGACCAGGUUUUCAUAAAUGGUAACAGGGAUUUUGGCCAAUUCCUCCACAUAAAUCUUUUCCAGAUCCAUCAUGUUUCAGGGCUGUCAUUGAGAAACACAAGGUUGUAGCUCCAUCCAAAGAUUUUCUAAUGGAUUGAGGUCUGGAGACUGCCUAGGCCACUCCAGAUCCUGGAUAUGCUUUUUAUUCAGCCACUUCUUGGUCAGCUUGGCUGUGUGCUGAGGAUGACUGUAAUGUUGGAAGAUCCAGCCACGACUCAUCUUCAAGUCUCAGACUGAGGGAAGGGGGUUGUGGCUCAAAAUCUAACGAUACAUUUCACCAUUCAUCCUCUGCUUUAUACAGUACAAUUGUCCUGUCCCUUUUGCCGAAAAGCAGCCCGAAAGCACAAGGUUUCCACCCCCAUACUUCACAGUGGGGAUGGUGUUCUUCGGAUAGUGCUCAUCCUUCUUUCUCCUCCACACACAAGUAAAGUUUGCACCAAAAGGUUCUACUUUGGUCUCAUCUGACCAGAUGAUUUUCUCCCAGAACCCCUCUGCAUCAUUCAGAUGAUCCCUGACAAACUUCAGACGGGCCUUCACAUGUACUGGCUUCAACAAGGGGAACCUUCUGAGCAAUUUAGAUUUUAAACCAUUGCACUGUAGUGUUCUACUGACUGUAGCCUUCGAAACUGUGCAUCCAGCUUUCUUCAGGUCAUUGACCAGCUCCUGCCGUGUAGUUCUAGGUUAAGCCCUCACUUUUCUCAUCACGAGUGAUGCCCCACGAGUAGAGAUUUUACUGAGGUAGAUUAUCAGUGUAUCAUGUUUAGCCUUUUCCAUUUUCUAACAAUUGCUGCAACUGUUGAUUUAGUCUCACCAAGCUGCUUUCCAAUUGUCCCAUAGCCUUUUCCAGCUUUGUGGAGCUCAACAAUUUUUUCUCUGGUGUCUUUCAAAAGCUCUCUGGUCUUCCGCAUGGUAGAAGUUAGAUUAUGACUGACUGUGGGGUGCACGGGUGAUAAUAAUGAGCUCAAAUGGAUGGUGGGUGGGUGGUUACUCAUGGGGUAAAGUUGUACUAUUUUUAAGGUAGACUGACAACUCUUUGAGUGUCCUAAUUAUUGCUGAUUCCCAGGGGCACAAAUACUUAUGAACCCCAGUAAAUUUUAAAUUAUUUUUAAAAAAAAAAAUUUAAAAAUCGUACGUGAUUUCUGGAUUUUUUAUUUUUUUUUUACAUUAUGUCUCUAUGAGUGGACAUGCAUCUAUGAUUUGAAUUUCAGAGCUCUACCUAUUUUCUAAGUGGGCAAACUGGCAAAAUCACAAGGGGUGCAAAUACUUCUGCUCUUCCCUGUAUGCAUGCAACGAGAGAGUGAGAGAAUGAAUGUGCAAUACGUAUUUAUACAUUAUUUUAUGUUAUUAAUUAAGUUACAUGUUUCAAACUAUUCUUUCAUGUUCUAAUGAUAAAAUAGGCAUUUAUAUGGUUUAUAUACACUGAUUGAUAUCAUGCAUGUAUAUACACACACAAAAAAAGUUAAAAGAUAAAGAUAAAUGGGGGGUGGGGGCAUUACCUUUCGGUUUUUCACUUCACGCAGUCUGUUCUGGUCCCCAUUAACAGCAAUCAGUGAGGGAUCACUUUAGGGUUUUUUUUGUUGUUGUAUUUUUUAUUUAUGGGUUUUGUGCACUUUACCAGGGCAGUAUCACAGUUAUGCUCCAACAAAAUAGGCUCAAAGUCAUUAAGCACCAUCAGUAUUCACACAUAAGGCGCACUAGAUUAUAUGGCGGACGAUCAAUUUUGGGUGGAAAAAUAAAGUAUUUUAAGUGCGCCUUAUAGUCCGAAAAUACUGUAACUCCCAAUCGUCAGAGUUAACAUUCACGCCGCAGGUUAUUUGGUCAGAAUAAUCAUUUCGAGACAUCUGCCAACGUUCAUCAGAAGAAAAAAUUCUUACAUUAACUGAACUAAACUGUGCCGCUUGGUAGAAAAAUGGAUCAGCCAAUUUCACCUCUGGCUGUCAAUCAUUGCAUGAGAUGAUUCAUAGUGUUGGUCUUUCCAGUCAAUGUUUUCACAAGGUCAAGGCCCAAAAAAACAUUCCUCACAUGCAUUUAGUCAAUAAGUGUUUUGUAUUAACACGUGGGGGUCACCAUUUUUCAAGCGUUUGCCCUUUUAAACAUCGACAGGACUUUUGGUCUUUGUCAAUAUUCGCCUCGCGCAUUGAGGCUGUCAAGAAAAAGCGAAAGAGGAAUUUUAAGACUAGACUAUCAGAGUCCAUUUGUUGUGAAGUACACGGGCUGGAUUGAAAUAGCUGUCUAUUUUCUGGUGCAUUUUGAGUGACACAUAUCUGGUUUACUACGAUAGAGGAAAAGAAGCAGACGUCAGGCUCACAAAUACUGGGUUUAUCUGAUCUUUGCCAUGACAGCAUCUGAUACAUCUCUGAUUAUGCUCCCUACUUUGACAAGUCUUGACUUUUAUCUGAAGAUCUUAAUUGUCUCACUUGAACCAUGCCAUGUAAAUCUAGCGGUGAAUAAAGUAAGCCAGGUGUCAAUUAAUAAACAUCUCUGUGAUCGUUAAACUAAAGGCAAAUGGACUUUCCUUCACGAUUUAAAACAUUUGACCUUUUCACCAAAGGGCUUCUCAGUACUGACUGGUUACCAAAUCAAUGACAGAAUCUGAAUGCUGUGCAUAAGACAAAUUUGGGGAACAGAAGAUUGAUUUGACCAUCCCGAGGGUUCAUUCUAAAAUGGAAAUCAUUUUGGGAAAUUAAUUUAGCACAAUCAUGUCCAGUUGACUUCAGUUAGGCGACUCUGUUAUAACAAAGUGUUUGUCCCUUUGAUGUGGCUCAACAGCGGGAAAUUGAGGAUUUUGAACGAGCCUGUCUGCAGAGUUAUCUUGACAAUUGUGAAUUGAUCUAUUUACAUUGUGCCAACUUUUUUUUUUGAUGGAAAAUAGCUCUAUCGGCCACCUCAGCUCAUUGAAUUGUGUCAAACUGCAUGCUUGUGAGUUCAGCAAAGCACUUUGUUACAAAACACAAAAGUUAACUCAUUGGCUCUCAAUAACGACAAUAGACGUAGAAUUUAAAGUUCUGAAUUUUUGACUUCAGGCUUAAUCUUCGAGUUAGCGAGGGUGUAAUAAAUCGGUAGACUUGAUUUCAACAAAUUCAGUGUCGUUUGUUAGUUAUUUGUUAGUUUCAAAGCUCCGGAGUGGCUAAGCUAGCACGAGUCAAUUCGGCUGACUUGGCAUGCCAAUAAAAAACAACAUAUGCACAAAUAAAAAUCAUCAAUGACCCAUUCAAUCAAUAGUGAUGGCUAUGUUUUCAGGAUAAAAUGAUUAAAACUUACCAUUGCAUCUCGGUAAUUGCAGUAUGAACAACAACAUUUUUAAUCCAGCAGCUUUGCAGAGAGAGCGGGGUGAUAUCACAUCGUUUUUUUUCACUGCCGAUUUUUUAUGUCGUAGCCAGCAGCAAGUAACCAGUUUAUAUUGGUCCUCGUUCUUCAUAGGGAAUUUGUGGAACCUUUGCUUUGCCCAUUUCUUCUGUCUGUUUCCACAGUCUCUAAAUGCACAUUUUGCCAUGUUGCCAGCCGUCAGUUAACUCAGCAGACUGAUGCUGCAUUCGAGGAAGGUGGGAAGUCAGAGUUUCCAACCUCCGAUCUGGAAAAAUAUCAUUGGAACUAGUGCUGCAAUGAUUAAUCAAUUAACUCGAGUAUUCGAUUUAAAAAAAAAAAAAAAUUUUUUUUUUUAAAAAAUCGAAUUUUGUUGCUUCGAGUAUUCGUUUAAUUAAAGUGGCGUCGUAACGGUUAUGUUGAAAGUGUUUGCAUUAGUUUUUUUUUAUUUGGGUGGAUACACUGCUCGCUAGUCUGCCUCAUUUACCAUGGCUGAAUCCUAACCUAAUAACGUAAUUUUUUGUUUGAGCUAAUGGUUUUACAAUGCAAUCGUAAUUUAGUUUAUAGGCAUAUUUGGCUGUUUUUUUUUUUGUGGGAAUAUACAGUACUGUGCAAAAGUUUUAGGCAGGUGUAUAUUUUUUAUUAUAUUAUGUAUAUACAGGAUAUACUGUAUGUAUAUAUUUUCCCCUAGUGGAAGCUUCCAUGAUCCUAAUAAAUUUAAUAAUUUAAAAAAUGUAUAUAAUAUAUAUAUGUAUAUAAAAAACAUUAGCAUUUUAUAGCAUUUAAGCUAGUGGACUUUUGCUAUGUAAGUUAGUCAAUUAUUCUUUUGUUGUACAUAGAUCAUUAAAAAAAAAAAUGAUACCGUUUGAGGCCCAGCUCAGGUAUUUUAAUUUUUCAUGUUCCUUAUCCGAUUACUCGAUUAUUCGAACUAACUAGUUCGAGUACUAAAUAAUCGAUAGCUGUAGCCCUAAUUGAUUGCCUCCACUAUUUGAUUGCUUACGAGAAAGCUGGAUUUUUAGAGGUCAAAAUGUCUUUUGAUGGCCAAAAUAAAAAACAACUUGUCGCAGCAGCCAUGUUUGCGGUUUACAUUCGCUUGGAAGGCUUUGAAGUUGCAACUGGUACCAUCCGAGUGGGAUAAGUCCGACUUCCCACCUUCCUCGAAUGCAUCUUGAGCACGAGUGGCCGAUGAUUUCCUCUAUUGUGGUCGUAUUACCCAUCCCAAAAACAAUAGUCCUGCAGAAUGAAAUGAAUUGCAGCAGUUUGGUAUGACAUUAUUUUGGCUGCAUGGUUGUUUUGGAACGAUGACCUGCAUAUUGAAUUUAUUUGAAUAUGUUGGCUCUGUUUGUAGAUCUAUAUCGGUUUUUUUUUAUUGGCAUGCUAGGCAGGCACCAUUGACUCGCACUAGCUUAGCCACUCCGGAGCCCUGAAAUUAACAAAUAACUUACAAACUGCACGGAAUUUGUUCAAAUCAACUCCACUGAUUAAUUAAACCCCCACUAACUCCAAGAUUAAGCUUAAAGUAAAAAAUUCUGAUCUUCCGCUUUUAAAGAUCUAAUUGAAAUGUACAUUGAUCUUGUCAAAAAACAAAUGAUGGAGUUUGAAAAUCUUACAGAAAAGAUGUGUAAUUAUUCUGACUACUGUAUUUCAAAUUCCAAGAUGGGAUUGUGUGCAACCACUGUACCUCCAGUGUGCUCUUCUUUUUCUUUCAUAACUACUUGCGUUCAGUUGGCUUCACCUGACACACCAAUUCUCCAUUUUGAAUGCACCUUACCAUCUGGAGUAGCACGAAGGGGAAAUAUCAUGACAAUAAAUUAAUACAUUUUAAAAAGAGCUGCUGUUUGUAACCAAGACUUUUCAGGUGACUGAAAUGCAUGGACAGAAAUAACAUUUUCAAGUGUCCACUUUCAAUUUCUAUAUACGGUACAUCAUCGCUUCUUAGUGAUGCUGUUUCAGGUAGCCCGUGACCUUGGUUCAAACGCCCACAUUGACAAGCUCCUGCCCCUUGUGAAGUGUCCUUGAGUGAGACAACGUAGCUCCACUGCUGCUGAGUAGGCACUCUGAGCUCCCUGUUGGGGAAAAGCCUUGCGGUGCUUGCAAUGAUUAAACUGUCACAUCGAUUUGGUCAAUCUUGAACAUUAACCAGUUCUAAAUGAUCAUUUAAAAAUCAAUACGGAACACAUUCUGUGAAGACAAACUAGACAUGCCAUUGAAUCUUAACUCCUUCGCCCCCACUGGCGGUUCAUUGCACCCUUAAACCAAAAUUAAGUCUCUCGCAGUAAUCUAUAAUACAAGCGCAACCGGAAUUUCAUUCCAUGUUUUCCACAUCACCGUAUGGAUUAUAAUUAGACCACAUGUGACUUGUUCUUUAUGACUUUGUGAUGAUGUCAUAAAACCAUCGUCUCUUUAAUCUUAACAGAAAAUAUGUAUUUUAGUCUCCAAAUGCCCUUGUCAUCAGUCGGUGCCUCAACAAAGCAGCUGCUUUAGCUUAAGUACGCUGUAUGGUGGCAAAUUAAUUUGUGCAAGUUGCUGAGACCAUUACAGGAUAUUGCAAAUAUACACUAUCUGUUGUUGAUUGCAAAAACUAUUGACAUAUUUUGUGUCUUUAUGGCUUUCAAGGCCAAAAGUUCUUGUCAUUUUCUUUUGCUGUAUUUAAAACUAAUGUGAUAUUAUGUAUCCCACAAAGGGU
This is a messenger RNA of Corythoichthys intestinalis (scribbled pipefish), 10264 nucleotides long. RefSeq names its product UDP-Gal:betaGlcNAc beta 1,3-galactosyltransferase, polypeptide 1b (gene b3galt1b). The transcript has 2 exons. Gene Ontology annotation, molecular function: N-acetyl-beta-D-glucosaminide beta-(1,3)-galactosyltransferase activity. Gene Ontology annotation, cellular component: Golgi membrane. The record is from RefSeq and is a predicted model, not a curated record. The coding region runs from base 489 to 1475 and encodes 328 amino acids. Lineage: Eukaryota; Metazoa; Chordata; Actinopteri; Syngnathiformes; Syngnathidae.